Molecule: messenger RNA, 1131 nt
Organism: Dacryopinax primogenitus
Lineage: Eukaryota; Fungi; Basidiomycota; Dacrymycetes; Dacrymycetales; Dacrymycetaceae
Exons: 5
Coding region: 1-1131 (376 amino acids)
Biological process (GO): regulation of DNA-templated transcription
Cellular component (GO): nucleus
Molecular function (GO): transcription cis-regulatory region binding; DNA-binding transcription factor activity
Source: RefSeq, a predicted model, not a curated record
AUGGACCACGCGACAUUGCUGGCAACGAAAUGGCUGAACCCAACAAAAUUGGCCGAGUUAGUCGUGAGCCAUGGCCUACAAUAUAAGAAGGGCAAGUUCAGCACCAUCGAGGAAGAGCUGAUUAGCACCGCACUUGAAGAAUACCGUAUUCAGCGGAAUAUGAGCGUUGAUGCCCUCCGCGACGUUAUUUUCGCAAAAGGUAAAAAGGCCAGGGAGGCCAACUCGACUUUCUGGUCUGAAAUCACCACCUCCGUGCCGCAGAGACCCAUCAUCGCCGUUUAUCACCAUGUUCGAAGAACCUGGCAUCCUUUGAAGCGUUUGGGCAAGUGGUCUGCAGAGGAAGAUGCUGCGUUGAGAGCGGCUGUUGUCGAAUACGGUCAACAAUGGGAGCGCGUUUCCGAGAAAGUCGGACGCAUGUCUUCAGACUGUCGAGACCGCUUCCGCAACCACAUUCAGCAUCGCGAAUCCCGCGUCUUCGGUCCGUGGACAGAGGAAGAAGAGGAGGACCUCACUCGAAUUGUCCGCGAACUUACUACCGACCAGGGCAAGAAUGCGGAGAAUGACAUCUUCUGGGGUGUUGUGAGCGAACGCAUGGGCAACAGGAGAACUCGACAACAAUGCCGGAUUAAAUGGACUGAUGCUCUCAACAAGCGGGUCAAAAACCAAGGCAGCAAGCCUAGAUGGUCAGGCCAGGAUGCAUAUAUUUUGGUUCAAAAAAUCGCGUCUCUCAAAAUCUCACAUGACAGCGAGAUUGAUUGGAAACUCAUCGCCGAUUCGGACUGGAACCUCUGGAGCGCGCAUCAGCUUCAACGACGGUGGUUCCGCAUGAAGAAAGGCGUUAAAAACGGCGAAACGAUGCCGUACCCCGAGCUUAUCGUCAUUCUCAAAGAAAAGAAAUCGCUGCCACUCGCAAGUACGAUCGCGCGCCAACAGGCUGGAAACAGGCUGUUGAAAAGCAAAGAAACCAUUUCGGAAAAUGAGGAUGAGGAUGAGAUUUCCGAAGUGGAGCAAGGGUUGGCUACGGCGGCGAAUGUCAUCGCUGGGCAUGUCGCGCAGGGUGCAAAACCGUUCGCGCGCAUCGUCCGGAACGAUGAUAACGAGUCAGAAGAAGAAGACGAGGACGAGGAAUAG